UCCACUUUAAAACAAGAAAGAACGUUACAUCACGGACACACGCGCACCAAAGCCGACACCACCACAGCGCGCGCGCGCACCGAGCCGCGCACGGCACUCGGAAGCGGGAGGAGAUCGAUGGGGAGCAGCGGGGGCAGCAGCGAGCACUUCCUGCGGCAGCUGAGCUCGAGCGACGGCGGCGCGCCGCACCAGCUGCAUGAGUGGGAAUGCGGCGGCGGCGGCGGCGGCAGCAGGCGGGGAUCGCGCCGCUGGUCCAAGAAGAAGGCGAGGACACGGGGUCACCGCCGCGGCGGCGGGUUCUGCAGGACGGGGGAGGUCGCGGCAGAGCGGAAGCGGGUGAUGGUGGUGGUGGACCAGAGCUCUGGCGCCAAGCACGCCAUGAUGUGGGCGCUCACCCACGUGGCCAACAAGGGCGACUUCCUCACUCUGCUCCACGUCCUGCCCCCGCAGAGAAGCAGCGGCCGCGGAGGUGGAGAGGAAGCCUCCGCGCUCGCCAACUCGCUCGGCUCGCUCUGCAAGGCUUGCAAGCCUGAGGUGGAGGUGGAAGCGCUUGUGAUCCAGGGGCCCAAGCUGUCCACCGUCCUCAGCCAGGUGAAGAAGCUGGAGGCGUCGGUGCUAGUGCUCAGCCAACGCAAGCCCUCGCCUUUCUGCUGCUUCCUGCGGAGCCGCGGCGAGGAGUUGGUGGAGGAGUGCAUCAACCGGGCGGAGUGCCUGACGCUGGCGGUGCGGCGGCAGAGCAAGGGCAUCGGCGGAUACCUCAUCAGCACCCGGUGGCAGAAGAACUUUUGGCUCCUCGCUUGACUCACAAGGCCUCCUGCUGCGACUGCGAUGGAAAUGUUACUGCCAAGGCUUAGCUUUUACAAGGCCAAUAAGUAAAUGCAUCUGUACCUUUACAAGGCCAAGGCGUAGCGUGAUCUGUGUGUGUGAAGCUGUGAUGUGUUGUUGUAUUCUAUGAUUCUAUCUACCCUCUUGGUUAGCUGUAGCCUUCCCUCACUUCGCUGUUGCGGGCGUUGUAAAGCCAAAAGCUGAUCCGUCCGUUCUCGUGGUGUCAGUUUGUUUGAAGAGCAGGAGUGCAGGACGGACGUUGCAUAAACUACGGUUUGUAUUUGUGCGAUGUGUUUGUUUGCUUGCUAAGUACUACCAUAUAUCUGAGGUGUUUGACCAACUGUC
Messenger RNA from Phragmites australis (common reed), 1170 nucleotides. RefSeq lists its product as uncharacterized. The record is from RefSeq and is a predicted model, not a curated record. NCBI's taxonomy places the organism in Eukaryota, Viridiplantae, Streptophyta, Magnoliopsida, Poales, Poaceae. The transcript is spliced from 3 exons. The coding region runs from base 118 to 801 and encodes 227 amino acids.